AUGCAUCAAGCUCGAGGCCAAUGCCACUCCUUACGUGUUUGUUCACACGUUCAACUGAAGCUGAACCAAAUAGCACUCCUCUCAGUACCACCGUCUCCUGGCGCAAUCGUUCCUACUGCUGCAACCGGAGACGGCCUUCAGGCAGGCAUGGCCUCCCCUCAAUUUCAGGCCGAUUCUCCUCCAGAUGCAGAAAGUCUCGCUUCAGGCCCUGGACCUGCAGAAGCACCAUACAGCGGGAUGAACCAAAAUACCUUCAUACUAUGUAACCUGCUUCCGUCUGAUGCUCCUGUGGCUGGAUCAUACUCUCGUACCCUCUUAGGACUGGGUUUUGGCUAUCCAAUCUGGGAACCUCUCGCGAACCUCGAUGUCCCAGAACCGCAUCAAAUGCGGGGCGUGAGCAUUGGCGAUGUUGGUAUCGUCAGCGCUACCGGAAACUUCGCGUAUGGGUUUAACAUAUUUCAUUCUUCCGAAGACCCGAUAAAUUUGGGUUGUACCCCACCCAAUUUCGUGCCAUUGGAGUUCCCUGAGCCUUCGCAAUUAACGCGAGACGACGCUCAUUUCCCCCCCAUGACUAUUCUCUCGAGUAGAACAGUGGAGGUUACACGCGUCAAGGAAUCUCCCAUUCAUAUUUCGUUUUCCCCAACGGCCAAAGAGGGAGCGGCUCUUGUCCUCCCUCAUGGUGGUUUCCGCGAAGAUGUCAUAUCGACAGAGCAUUUGCGAAAGUAUCUUGUCGAACAUUCCCUCGACUGGUACCAGCACUUGGUGCAUGUGUCAGCUGCGCUGGUCCACAAUGCGAGCCUCUACCUCGUGACGGGAUGCGAUAAAACAGAGUCAUGGCAUAUGGCAAAUCUGAGAGGCGGUUCUGCAGAUUUCAAGGAAGGGUCCACCAAGAACGGGGAGAUCCACUAUGAUUGGGUCCGCGGAGCGAACAGCCGUUGCCGGUCCAUGCACUUGGAGGACGGAGACGGCCGGUUAUUCACCCUUUUCGUACGUGGCAUCAAGGUUGCUCUCCCAAAUCGUGUCUGGAGGCAUAAGGUUGAGGAGACCUCGCCUGAGGAUAUCCCUUACUACGACGUGUUGGCAACAUCCGUUGACAUCUAUCAUGCAAAGGUAUUGCGCUGGCUGGAUUACAUUGCCAAGGGUCGAAACACAUGGCAAUCAAGACGAGAGGUUCCAUUCCACCCCUUCCAUGUUCUUGCACGGAUUCUUCAUGAAGAGUCUCCUCAUGCGGUCCUUUCACUCAUGGAAGACUCUAUCUGGACAAAGCACAGCGGCGUGAUGGUAGAUGGGUCUCUCAGAGAGAUCACCCGACUCCUCGCCAAGAUCCUCGCUUCCCAUGAUAUCAAAACUGUUGACAAAUGUGUCAUGUUCGUACCUAAACCCGAACCCAACCCGACGCAGGUGAAGGAGCCAGGGCUCGUGCAGAGGAUUGUCGGGAGAAUUAAAUGGGAGUUGACCCCCGAGGAGAAGGCUGCGAAACGGGUUGCGGCGAUCCUCCGGCGCCAGAGUUGA
Cyclocybe aegerita is the source of this 1512-nucleotide messenger RNA. NCBI's taxonomy places the organism in Eukaryota, Fungi, Basidiomycota, Agaricomycetes, Agaricales, Hemipholiotaceae. The record is from the annotation of a GenBank genome assembly.